This is a messenger RNA of Musca vetustissima, 2166 nucleotides long. RefSeq names its product tectonic. Bases 1 to 2166 code for a protein of 721 amino acids. The transcript is spliced from 3 exons. The record is from RefSeq and is a predicted model, not a curated record. Gene Ontology annotation, biological process: cilium assembly. Lineage: Eukaryota; Metazoa; Arthropoda; Insecta; Diptera; Muscidae. Gene Ontology annotation, cellular component: ciliary transition zone.
AUGUCUUUCCAUAAAUUAAUACUUUUGAGUUGUAUAAUACUUCCCAAUCUACUGGCCUUAGAUGCAGUUAAAAUCGGCAUCUCAAAACCCUUAGACACAACGACGACCACAACAACAACUUCAACAACCCCAACAACAAUUUCUACAGAAGACACACAAAUUUCAGAAGAAAUUGAGCCACAAAACCUUAGCACAUCAGCUACAACAACCACCUCUACUGCAAAGCCCCAAGAAGAAAUCACAACAGAAUCGGAACCCGAAUGGCCGGAAUUUCCACCCAGAAAAGAGACCACUAGCAGCACAAAGAAACCAACAACAACAACACCUAAUACCACAAAGAAACCUUUAACUAAAAAAUCUCGGACAACCACCACAAAAUCUCCUCCAACAACAACAUCGACAGUUGGUCCUGAUAUUACCACCAAUUCGACAGAGGUACCCGGAGAAACAUCAGCACUUUCAGCGCACAAUGGAGGUUCACAUAGCUCCAAAUAUUGUUUUUGUGAUUUAACCAUAAAUGGUUGUGAUAUUAAUUGUUGCUGCGAUCCGGAUUGUCCUGCAGAGGCUUUUCGCUCAUUUAAAUGCCUACGGGAAAAUUUAAAUGAUUUCGAACUGCAUGAGGGACGUUUUGAAGAUUUUAAAUUUCAACAUGGCUUGCCUACGUGCGAAGAGAAGGAUGGUUGGUUGUGUGUCUUCAAAACAAAUUUGCCAACAUCGGAUCUACAUGAGAGGGACCAUCCAAGUUUCUCAGAUACUUCACAUUAUUACAAAUGGCCAAGUUUGCUGAAAGAAGAUACGGAACAGCCAAGUCGGGAAUUUUAUAUGUAUGGAGAUGCCUUGAAAUUGAUACAUAUUGAGAGCAAGGAUAUAAGGGAUUUUGAUCUGCCCUCAUCGUUGAAGCCACCCUAUUGCCAAACAAUGGAACCAAUAAAAUAUUUGAAAUCUCAAAAACGAACAUGCCUUCAGCGCAAUGACAACCUAGAGGAUAUUCAAGUGAAAUUAAUGGAUUUCCAGGACAAUUACAAAGUUCUACAAAAGCCUAAUUUAGCGGAACAUCUCUAUGAACCUAAGCAUUUUAAAAAAUAUACGGCAAACAUAACCCUGAGAUGGUGUAUUGCCGGUUCCGAAAGAUGUCGAUUGUCAACUGAAGUUAAGGAAGCGGAUUUUGAAAAUACCGAAGUCAAGGAAAUACAAAUAAAAAUAUUUCACAAUUUCACCACCAUCAAUGGGAUCCUGAUUGAAUUAUGGCAUAGGGAAGUGGAUGUUGGAUCGGUAGACACCAUCGAAUCCUGGUUGUCAUAUGACAUCCAAUAUUUAAAUGGAAGUUUGAAAGAAGUUCUGAAAAAUAGAAGUGAAAUUCGAAAAUCAAAACCAAGUUCCGGUCCUUAUGGCUAUACCUUGGGAAAACCAGUAAUCUUGGGAAAAUAUGUGGCCUAUAAUAAAUCAUUGCCCUUAUCGGAAAAGAAUCAGCAAUUAGAUUUCUUUGCCACGGAUCUGGACAACGAAGAAAGAGGAGGUCAUUCUAUAAACAUUUUGGAAAAAUACAAAGGUCUAUGUGGCCGCUCAGAAAAAUCUUCGGGAGGAGACUAUAUCAACUAUGGUGUAAAUUUUGUCAAACAAUGUAAAAUUCGUAUGAAUAAUGACACCACGCACCUCACGGGUCCUGCAAAGGCCAACUAUACCACAAUUUGCCUAACACUACAAAAUCGCAUCAAUCAACAGCUCUUCAAUGGUCAACCGAACAUCAGUGAAAUAAAUUCCUAUUAUAUCUCGAAAUUGGGUAAACCUAAAAAUAAUUCCGAACAUUGGAUACAGCUAAAUGUUUUCAAUGCGGAUUUUAAUCAAGUAUUUGGUCAAUAUUUGGAAAAUACUGGGACAUUUAUAUGUCGCAAUAUAUUGCUGAGUGUGAUGUAUGAAUUUCAUAUGGGUUAUGUGGAUCUAAGUGGUGGUUUAACGCAACAACAACAUCAGAAUAUUAUUGAAUACGCCGCCUUGCUGAUGGGUGAAAGACAUGAUUUGGAAUUUUCAUUGGAUGAAAUGGUAGAAGUUCCAAUCACAAUGUCAGUGCGUUUUUAUGAUAUCAAUGAAAAAGCUGCAUCAGCUUCUAGUCUUUUAAGAAAUUAUUUUAUAAUCUUGAUGGGCUUAAUUGUAAUUUUAAAUGCUUAG